AUGCUCCUCUCCACGGUUAGCAAGUCACCUAUGAUGUACCAGGUGACACCUCGGCGGUCAGCUUUGAUAAUUGAGCACAUGCAGAAUGAUCUCGUCCAUCCCAAAGGCGCCUUCUGCAACGGCGAUUUCCGGUAUCUCAUCCCGAAGAUCAACAGUCUGCUGGCAACACCAGGCUUUCUGCUUCGCGUUGCAACUACAGCUAGUCCACCUCAUGAUCACGAGAUCAUGGCUCACAACCACCCUAGUAAGCGAGCCUUCGAUCAUCAUGACCAUCAUUGCCCUGUCAAGCGCAAAGAUCGAAAACCGACCAAGCUCCCUCUUAUGCCGAAGUACCUGCAGAAAGGGACGUGGGGACAUCAGUUUCUCGAUGGCUUCGAAAUCGACAAAGUCGAUUUCAUCUACGAGAAGUUGACAAACUCGAAAGUUGUGAACUUCUCCUGCUUCGGUGAUGCACGUGGUAAUCCCACCAGACAUCUGCCCGCCGGCUCAGCCUCUCAUGACCUCCAAACAGAACUCGAGAAGCGAGACAUCACCGAUAUCUUUGUGCCAGGUCUUGGUGGGGAUCAUUGUGUUGCCGAGACUGCCAGAGCUGCUGUCAAGAUGGGCUACACGUCUCAUGUCGUCGAGGACUGCUUGGCAUUUCAUGAUGCCACGAAGAAUGAUUGA
Fulvia fulva is the source of this 666-nucleotide messenger RNA. RefSeq names its product Nicotinamidase. The transcript is spliced from 2 exons. NCBI's taxonomy places the organism in Eukaryota, Fungi, Ascomycota, Dothideomycetes, Mycosphaerellales, Mycosphaerellaceae. The record is from RefSeq and is a predicted model, not a curated record. Bases 1 to 666 code for a protein of 221 amino acids.